Molecule: messenger RNA, 768 nt
Organism: Striga hermonthica
Lineage: Eukaryota; Viridiplantae; Streptophyta; Magnoliopsida; Lamiales; Orobanchaceae
Source: the annotation of a GenBank genome assembly
AUGGCAGACAGUGUGUCAAGUUUUUGGGGCCCUGUCACAUCUACGCAUGAGUGGUGUGAACCAAAUUAUGUCUACUCGUCCUACAUUGCAGAAUUUUUCAACACAGUUUCCAUUGUUCCUGGCAUCCUUUUGGCACUCAUUGGUCUUCUGAAUUCAUUGAGACAGCAUUUUGAGAAAAGGUUUAGCGUCCUUCACAUAUCAAAUGUGAUACUUGCUAUUGGCAGCAUGCUAUAUCAUGCUACACUGCAGCGGCUGCAACAGCAAGGUGAUGAAACGCCGAUGGUGUGGGAAAUGCUCCUUUACAUUUACAUCCUUUAUUCACCCGAUUGGCACUACCGGAGCACGAUGCCCACAUUUCUUUUCCUUUACGGUGCUGUAUUUGCGGUUGCACAUUCUCAGCUCCGUUUUGACAUUGGUUUCAAAGUGCACUAUGUGCUGCUUUGCCUUCUUUGCAUCCCGAGGAUGUACAAGUACUAUAUUCUCACGGAGGACAGGUCGGCUAAGAGGCUUGCAAAAUUGUACCUUUUGACGCUUUUGGGUGGGAGCAUUUGCUGGCUAGUGGACCGCUUGUUCUGCAAGGACAUCUCGCGCUGGUAUUUCAAUCCGCAGGGUCAUGCACUUUGGCACAUUUUAAUGGGCUUCAAUUCAUAUUUUGCCAAUACUUUCCUCAUGUACUGCCGUGCUCGCCAACGUGAGUGGAAUCCUAAGGUGGAACACUUUCUCGGCUUUUUCCCUUAUGUUAAGAUUCACAAACCCAAGGCACAAUAG